CCUGGAGCCUUUUACUGAGAUGACCAGAAAGUUGCCUUACCUCACUGACAUGACUUCACUUGGAGUCCUCCUGCUUUUUUUGCUCCCCUUUGUUGGAUCAUUACAUGCUUGCUCGUGUGGCUCUCUGAGCUGGGCCACUUGCGACGAAUCUUCAUGUGAAUGUUAUAUCAACAUUGGUGAACAGCAAAGACAAAUUCUGAAUUGCUCUAUAAUGAUUCCAAAAUGUUUUCUGAUGAAGGCAGAGAUGUAUAGCCUUAAACAUCCUUCAUCCUCACAAAAUAAGCCCACAGGAACAGCUCUGGCUGAUAGUGAAGAGCUUUAUGAUCCGGAGUGUGAGCCCAGUGGGCUUUUCAAGGCUAAGCAGUGCAAUAACACAGAUGUCUGCUGGUGUGUUGACAGUGCUGGAGUGCGCCGCUCUGACAGGGGCGACAGAAACCUGAAGUGUGAGGAGCUGGUGGAGACAAACUGGGUGCCUGUCCAGUUGAAACACAAAAACAUCAGCAUGGCCCUGCAAAGUGCUGUUGCCAGUGCCAUUCAGGAACAGUACAAAACAGACCAGCAACUGGAUAGCAAAAUUAAGGUCAAGUAUGAUGUUGAUGCCCGCCUCAUCAUUCUGAAUGUGAAAGAUGACACUGGUGAUUGGGAUCAGGAUCUGUCUGAAUUGGCCUACUACAUGGAGGAAGAUGUUAAGGUUCAGCCACUCCUUGAUGAUCAAAUGAAGUUGGAACCAACAGUCAUAGACCAACAGAUAGAGAUGGAGAAAGUCCUGGUGUACUAUCAGGGAGAGAAGGCAGAAACCAGUGGCAUGCAGAGGCUCACUUCUGGCAUUCUCGUGGUCACUGUUGUGAUCAUCCUGACAAUUCUUGUUGGGCUUCUCAUUCUGUUCCUGAUCAGAAGACAAAAGCGAGGCACAUAUGAAAAGGCCCAGACAAGUGAAAUGGAGGAAAUUUAGACUUUCAGCUGAACUUCAGGUCUGUGAAAUAUAGAAAAAGCUGGAUGGAAUAUGGAAAAAAAAACAUCUGACAGUGCAUUUAAACUGUAUGUGUUCAUAUUUACACUACAUUGUCACAUUUUGCUCUCUAUGGUGUUUUAUUGAGUCUUAACUGAAGCUCUACACACUUAAAAAUGGUUCUUCAAGGGUUCUUUAGUAAAGAAAAUGGUUCUGUAUAGAACCAUGAACCUUUGCAUGAUUAAAGGGUUCUUUGCAUCAUGAAAGGGUUCUUCAGAAAAGAAAAUGGUUCUAUACAAUACAAUAUAGAGCCCCCUAAAGCACAUUCUUUAAUAAUCUGAGGAACCCUUUCACAGCUUUAAUAAUGCAAAGGGUUCUUUGAGUGUUCAUGGUUCUAUAAAGAACCAUUUUCUUUACUAAUAAACUUCUGAAAAACCAUCUGUAUUAAGUGUGAACAUUAUUCAUUUCUGAAAUAAAUUGUAUAUCGUACAUUAGAAUAGUUUUCUAUUUAAGAAAAGAAAUUCUAUACUUUUAAGAGGAAAUAGUAUUUUGGUGAAAACCAUUACAACAAUAUUUUUAAUCAAUUUUCUAUCAAGUGGUGUAAUUAGCAAUGAAAUGAUGCUUCUGUUCUGAUUACUGAUUUGAAUGUAAUAAAGCAGGCACUUGUACAGAGAAUUAUGAAUUAAUAAGGGUUAAUACAAGUGUCUCUGGUUAGUCUGAAGUACUGCUGUAAACAGAUGGUUAUCUUUAAAAAAUAACAGUAGGUGGCAACAUUAAACAGCACAACCGUCAUAUACUGUACAAUGCUGUUUCUAAAAGUGUAUUUAUGAUUUACAAAUGCACAUGUAAUUUAUGAUUGCAAAACAUUGCGUACUUACAUACAUAUAUAGUACAUAGAACAUUAUUUCCUGAUAAUACUCUAUAUUCUUUCAGUAGAAAAAAUGAACAGUUUGAUUUCUGUAUUGUAAUAAUUAUUAUCUUUGGAUGGUAGUAAAAUUAAGAGUAUUUUA
Pygocentrus nattereri (red-bellied piranha) is the source of this 1959-nucleotide messenger RNA. RefSeq names its product tumor-associated calcium signal transducer 2-like. The coding region runs from base 20 to 952 and encodes 310 amino acids. The transcript is spliced from 9 exons. NCBI's taxonomy places the organism in Eukaryota, Metazoa, Chordata, Actinopteri, Characiformes, Serrasalmidae. The record is from RefSeq and is a predicted model, not a curated record. Gene Ontology annotation, cellular component: membrane.